This is a messenger RNA of Hydatigera taeniaeformis, 1134 nucleotides long. Lineage: Eukaryota; Metazoa; Platyhelminthes; Cestoda; Cyclophyllidea; Taeniidae. The record is from the annotation of a GenBank genome assembly.
AUGUCUACAAUGAAAGCAGAAUGCAGCGGUGGUGCUGAUGUACGUGCUGACCUUGCUUCCAAAGACAAUGAAAUGCUAAACAUUCAUAAAGCCAAUCAGAUAUUCACACUACAAAAGAAUAUCGAGUUUUUAAAGAAGAACCAUCAGGAAAUGCUGAUGACAUUGCAUAAUGAAGUAGAGCGCCUCAAGAAAUCGAAUUGUGAACUUCAGCACAUGCUUAUUUUGGAGCGAAAGUCAGUGAAUUCUGCAGCGGACGAUGCAGACGUAACGCUCUUGAUGGGAAAAAUUCGGGAUCUUGAGACCCAACUUCAAUCAGCUCAGCAGAAAAAUGAACUACUAAAAAAGGAGCUCGAAACGAGAAAGAGAUUUAAAUUCGCUAAUAGACACGUUGUGGCUGAAAGUCAUUCGCCCAUUGUCCAAAAAGCUGAAAAGAUCAGGAAGACGGGAUCGUGUAUGAAAGAAAACACGACUAUUGUGGGAGAUUCGCCCGUCGAGUUGCAUCGAAAAUGGGCCGAAAAUUCAUCCUUUUAUGCUGAAAACCAUACGGGUUUAGGAAAACCUCCACUUAAGGUGUCCUUGCCGGAAUCGGUACAUAACAUACCGUUGCCAUCGAUUGUGCAACAUGAUUUGUCGGAUCGAUCGACGAGCCGCUUGAGUCCAGUCUCGCCAGGCCACCACACCACGCCGACUUACGCACAUUGGACACCGUUCGCGCAUCUCAGACCAAGUGUCAACCGACGCGUGGCUGACCCUAAGGCAUGUCUGGUGCCUCUCAAGCUAAUCCCGCCCAUGCCUACAUGUAGUGGCUUGCAACAUAUCUCCGCUACUGCCGCGACAGUUAAUCUCAAGCUCACCCCACAGGCUACACCAAAGAAGGUCUCUUUUACUUCUCCUGUAAGAUCCACCCUCACUGGGAUUUCCACAGGACCAAAAACUAUUCAAGUUUACUCAAAAGGAGACAAUCAGACGCUGAUAUCAACGAAGAACGACCCUUUCAGCUAUCCUGAGGAGCCGUUGAUCUGUUCCCGUGAUACCGCUCACAGACCCCAGAUGCUGUCUUCGCUAAGACAGACUCUGCGACCCCUCGUUCGUCGCAAACUGAACUCCAAGGACUCGAAGAAACACCUUUUCUGA